Candidula unifasciata is the source of this 1207-nucleotide messenger RNA. The record is from the annotation of a GenBank genome assembly. NCBI's taxonomy places the organism in Eukaryota, Metazoa, Mollusca, Gastropoda, Stylommatophora, Geomitridae.
AUGCUUCUGGAAAAUGCAACAGAAAAACUUGGCUUGCCAUUUGCUGCACGACGAAUAUUCACUGAAGAUGGAGCAGAAAUACUUUCUGAAGAUAAUAUUCCUUCCGAGGGUGAUGUAUAUAUCUCCAUGGGGGAAACAUUUAAAGACCCUUUCUAUGCUACAAAACGAAAUAUAUUGAUUAGAAACAAUGCAGCCUGGAAUCUAACAGGAGUAGUUUUGCCUGAGAAUGGUCACAAGAAAACAACAAAAACAUGCUUGUCAAAAAGAAUGAGAGCUCUUUGUGAAAACAAGAAAGUGAGAAUCUUGGUUUACAAAAAUGGCCAGAGCACAAAUGCUUGUGAAGUUGUGGCAGAUCUCAAGAAUAUCCAGGAUUUCUUCAACUGCUGCACCAUCAAGUUGGAUUUACACAGCUGUGCAAAGAUUGCUUUCGACUUGGACGGGAAUGAGAUCAGUGAUCUUGCAGACAUUUCAGUUUUAGAUGAGAAUAUAAUACACCAAGGGAAGACACCUCUUCUUGGUCCACUGUGGAUCUCAACUGGAGAAGGAUUUAGUCCCUCUGGUACACAGAGUUUCUUAACAGCUGCAAAGAAUGCUCUUAAAAGCAAGCUGACAAUGGCCCAACAUCAUAAACAGAAUAUUGAUUGUGCUCUGAAUAAUCAGAAAGAGAAAGUUACAGACGUAGCAGUUUUGUCCAUGUCUGCAGAAGAAUUAUAUGAAGCCUCAGAGAAAGCUGAUCGUGACGUUGACAGAUACAAAGAGUCACUUGUGCACAUCAAAAAAAGGCUUCAUUCAUUGCGAGAAGAUGUUUCUAAGGAGGAAAAGGAAGGCUUGAAAUAUCAUAUGUCACAUAUUCAAGAGCUGAGUGCUGAUGACCGGCUGGUUGGAACUAGAGGCUGCAGACUUAGGUUCAUGGAGCAUUUACAUACUUACUUUAAUAUCCGUGAAGCUUUGAGAGGGAUUGAUAGUAACAACAGCAGAGAGAAGCUGAUGCAGAAGCUCUUAGAUGAAUUGUCCAGCACAAAAUUUUCUGAAAAUGUGAGCCGAAACCUGAUUUCGGUUGCCACUAAACUGUAUGACAAAAACGGCUGUGAAAUCACUGAUGUACUAAGUCUGGAACAAGAACAAGCCAGGCAGAUUGAGAAUAACGUAGAGCAGCCUGAAAUUUCUGUUUGGUUGUCAUUUGGUGAACCAUACAUUUCUCCAUUCA